Molecule: messenger RNA, 1197 nt
Organism: Poecilia latipinna (sailfin molly)
Lineage: Eukaryota; Metazoa; Chordata; Actinopteri; Cyprinodontiformes; Poeciliidae
Gene: rsph3
Product: radial spoke head 3
Exons: 8
Coding region: 164-1135 (323 amino acids)
Cellular component (GO): cilium
Source: RefSeq, a predicted model, not a curated record
CUGGAUACGGUUGCUACAACCGUUGCGCACUUGUUAGCUUCCAAACAGACGACUUUACUCACCAAGUGUCAGCGCCAAUUUGAACCGAAUCUCGGUAAAUAAAGUUUGGAGCGGUUUCCGAUCCAUUGCUUUCCAUCUUUACUGCCCCACAGAACCAAACGGGAUGUUCACCUACUCAAGUCACCCCAAACCUGUGGAGAUCCGCAGAUACAGAGAUCUGCCCGACCCGAACCAGCUGCAGUAUGGAAACAUUAUGUAUGAUCGUCGUGUCGUCAGAGGAAAUCUCCACGACCAGCAGGUCACUUCAAAACAGAAUAAUAAUUCAGACCCUGGUAUGCAGCAAAGACAGCAGGCGUACAGAAGGAGAGCUAUUGCUCGAAAACAGUCCAAAGAACAGUUAAAAACCAAGACUCCUGAAGCUAUACAGGGCAGACAACAUGUUGUUGUACAAACAGACUCUUUCCUCGAGGAGCUGAGCAAUAUCAUUCAAGUUAGUGAGAUUGAUUGUCAGACCGAUGAGUUCCUGGAUAAACCAUCAACGCCGCUCUUUGUUCCUGCCAAAUCCGGGGUAGAUGUUGAAACGCAGAUAGAGGAGGGGGAUCUGUUUGACUUUGACCUGGAGGUGCAGCCUGUGUUGGAGGUUCUGGUUGGAAAGACGAUUGAACAGUCCCUGCUGGAAGUGAUGGAGGAGGAGGAGCUGGCCUGCCUGCGGACCCAGCAGAGGGUCUUCCAAGAGCUCCGAAACAACGAGCUGGCAGAGGUGCAGCGUCUGGAGGAGCAGGAGAGACGCUACCGAGAGGAGAAAGAGCGCAGAGUUGCCCAGCAGAAGGAAGUGCUAAAGAAGGAGCAGGAAACUGCAGAGAAGAUCGCCGCCCGGGUGUUCAGCCAGCAGUACUUGGCUGGACUCCUCCCUGCAGUCUUCUCCUCUCUCAGAAGGCACGGCUACUUCUAUGACCCUGUGGAGAAAGAUAUUUCAGUGAAUUUCCUCCCAUGGCUCAUUGCUGAGGUCAACAAACAAUUAGACAAGAGAUAUACAGCAAGAGAAGUGCUGGACAACAUCAUCUAUGAAGUCACUCUGAAAAGACUGGAGGAUUUUAAGCAUCUCAAGUUCGGUCAGGACUGCUCUGACUCAUGAAAAGAUCAGCUGAUCAGCAAAUGUUCCACCAGAAAUAAAAGUCUUAAAAAAAAGUGUGUUUA